Messenger RNA from Syngnathoides biaculeatus (alligator pipefish), 2041 nucleotides. Its product is annotated as coiled-coil domain-containing protein 148-like. Lineage: Eukaryota; Metazoa; Chordata; Actinopteri; Syngnathiformes; Syngnathidae. The record is from RefSeq and is a predicted model, not a curated record. Bases 70 to 1887 code for a protein of 605 amino acids. The transcript has 16 exons.
CACUUCAACUAUCUGAGAAGUAUCUCUUCUUCAUUCCACAGGAACCUUGUGGCUUUAUGUCGCCUCAAGAUGGAAGGAAGUUGCGCUUCGGCAAUGAAUGCAGGAGGUCAGCAAGCAUUUAUCACCAGCUUCAGAGCAGAAGAUUUGGAUAAACUGACAGCACGACUGAAGAAUGGCCUGUGCAGAUCAAACUAUAAACCAGCAGAAUAUGAAAAAGUGCAAGCCAUGGUUGACGCUAAAAGGCUGGAGACUGCUUUAAUUGGAAAAAAGGUUAAGAAGACCCUGUGUGUAGCCAAGGAAAUUAAGGAGUGUGACAUAUUACGGCAGCACAGGCAGGUGUGGAGCAGAGAGUGCCUCAGGCUGCAAAAAGCAGAGCAAAAGGCUGAGAGUGAAAUGGGUGAUUUCAUAGAGAAUGUAAAGCCACUCGGCAUUGAAGACACUGCCAUCUUUUCACUCAAAGAAUACGAGGUGUUCCUUGAGAGGGACCGGAAAGCCUUUGUCAUCGGCACCGUGGAGCCAAUUCAUCAGCUAAAGGAGGACUUGCGCUUCAGGUUGGAGCAAGAACGGGAAACAAGCACCCAUCUAUCAAACUUGGAACAAGUGCAACAUCAGGUUAAUGUUGUAAAAGACCAGCAAGAUAUCAUAACUGCAAAACUUCAAGAAGAGUACUGUAACCUAGAAGAGGAAAUUACAGACCUUGAUUUGGAGAAAUAUUUGCCAGCCCUGGAUAGCUUGGUGAAAGACAACAUUCCCACAGAAGUUUUGGAAUCAGACUGCCCUUAUCCAGAGCUGAAGGACUCACUGAUCCAGGCCUUCCACUCAUUGUCAGAAAUCCACCAAGGUCGACUGCACUGUCUUCAAGAGCACCUGAAAAGAACAGACAAAUACUGUGGCUGGUAUCCAGAUGACCACUUCCGCUUCCAUUUCACCUUGUGUCAGUACACUCAAGAUAUACCCAACUACCGGGCGCUAUGCCUGCAUAUGCUUCAAAGGGUCUUCCCGGAGAAAAUUAAACAUGAUCUGAUGGAGCAUGAGCGUGCAUUGGCCACUCAGCGCUUCACCCAGAUUCAGAUAAAAGUCUUGACCCAGCAGUGGCAGCAGGACCAGGAAGAGCUCCUAGCUAAAGCCUUAGCCACUUUGCAGGAGGCGAGGGAUGCCUAUCAGGAAGAUCUGGAGCUCCAAAGAGACCGCCAGCAUCAGCAGGAAAUCUGUUUAUGCCUCAGAGAAAAGCUCAGGCAGUGGCAGGCCCAUCAGGAGGAGGUGGCCGAGCUGCAAGCAGCCAUUGCUGCCAGACAGCAGGAAGAAGCCGAGGCCAUUUUGAAGAGGGAGCAGGAAAAAGAGGCAGCCUUGCGGGCAUAUCAGAAGGAAAAGCUCCGGAAAUUUCAUUUGGCGCAGCAAAAGAGGAGGGAGGAGCUGGAGCAGAGAGAUCAGGAGAGGCUGGCUAAGCUAAGGAGUGCCAUGGAGGAACAGGCCAGGCAAGAUAAAGAGAGGGUACGCUUCCGGGCAGAGAUGUUGCAGCGGCGCCAGGAGGCAAGGGAGGCCAGUGACUUGGAACGUCAAAGGGAGGAAGCAGAGAGGCACAACCGUUUGGAAGCGCUCCGAAACCAGGUUGCCGUGGUGGCUGGGUCUGAUUCAGACAGAAUGAUGGGAGACACUCAGUCUUGGCGGAAUCGAAACUUGACUGUCAAAGAAGUUGAUAUCCAAAGGCCUCUCUUUGGACUCCACACUUACACAGAUGCACAGAUUGUCGCUGAUCCCAGAUUGCGGGUCGAGCAGGCCCUGAGGGAUGCUGGCUUGCACCACACCCAAUACGCCCAAGAGGUCCUGGCCCAAAUCAAGCCACCCAAACCACCACGACGAGACACCAAAUCUGAACUCCAGUUUUAAGCAUGCAAGUUGAAUGAUACUCCAGUUUUUCUUCAUGGGAGAAUGAGCACAGAGCCCCAUCGAGUCGUCCUUGACCUGAGAAGCAAAAGAUCCUCACCGCUUUGUCAUCAUGUACAUUUGAACAGCAGGUAACGUGGCGUCGACGUACCUUCGU